AUCAGAUAACUUCCGUUUUGUAAAUUAUUUUGAAAAACACAAUAUUUAAAAUAGAGUAAAGUAACGUAAUUAUUUCCCGGUAACAGAAGCUCUCAAGAACUUCCGGGGCGACUUGGCCACAGAGGAAGAAGACGACGGCGUUUUCAAAGAUGGCGGCGCACACGCAGAAGAAUAACAAGCAGGGAAUAUCUGGUGGAAAAGAGGCUCAGCCUCUGAUAAUCGCCAAAACUCCGGCGGAGGAACAGCGUCUGAAGUUGGAGAGGUUAAUGCGGAACCCGGAUAAGCCGGCUCCGAUCCCAGACCGGCCCAAAGAAUGGAACCCGCGGGCUCCGCCGGAGUUCGUCCGAGACGUAAUGGGCUCCAGCGCCGGUGCAGGCAGCGGGGAGUUCCAUGUCUACCGGCACCUCCGACGCAGAGAGUACCAGAGGCAGGACUUUCUGGACAAGAUAGCAGAUAAGCAGGACGAGGACCAGGACUAUCUGGAUAAGGUGGAGCAGAACAAACUGGCAGCCGAUGACAGGACGGCGAAGCGCAGGAAGAAGCGGGACAAGAUUAAGCAGAAAAAGGAGAUGGCGAAGAAGGCGAAACUAGAGUCCCAAAACAAGAAGGAAGGCGACGCCGACAACAGCUCGGACAGCAGCAGCGACGACGAAAAAGGGGAAAGAGAGGCCGACGACGACGCCGAGACUCCUAGCUUCAUCAUGGGGAGGAAAUGAGUCCGACGCCCUCGGAUAGAUGGGGAACGUCACUGGCGUUAUAAUGCUCCGUAGAAGUGACAUUGUGAUGACCGGUCAUGACGCCACGGGGCUCUGAAAGGCACUCGGGAAUGUGCUCCCCGUGUUACUAUCAGACAACCUGAAGGGACUGAGUGUAUGGUUUCAGUCACACAAUGCCCCAGUUGGAAAAGAGACACGUUGAGACACUUCCCACAUUAUGCUGUUGUCUCCUGGAGCUUCUUGAGUUUGACAAAAGUUGUGAUCAGGUUUUCAGAAAGUCUACAUUAUUGGAUUGUUGAGUAGGAGGGAAUCCUACACAUUUAAAUGGGAUUUUUUAAAUAAAAAUACGAAUAUACAUGUUA
Messenger RNA from Cyclopterus lumpus (lumpfish), 1078 nucleotides. RefSeq names its product PRKR interacting protein 1 (gene prkrip1). Lineage: Eukaryota; Metazoa; Chordata; Actinopteri; Perciformes; Cyclopteridae. The coding region runs from base 150 to 716 and encodes 188 amino acids. Gene Ontology annotation, molecular function: protein kinase inhibitor activity; double-stranded RNA binding; protein kinase binding. The transcript has a single exon. Gene Ontology annotation, biological process: negative regulation of protein kinase activity. The record is from RefSeq and is a predicted model, not a curated record. Gene Ontology annotation, cellular component: nucleolus.